UCCAUAGAUCACUCCUCAUACACCAUCCUGCACAAAAAAAAAAAAAAAAAAAACCCUAAAAAAAAAAAAGGACGUUAAAGAAAAGACCAGACAACAAGGCGAGCAAUGCUAUCUUCUGACAAUGCCUCAUCACCACCUCUGAGAGUGAAGCAGGAUGAAUUUCAUCUUCUACAUAUUUCUGGCAUACUUUUAUUUGGGAUCGCAAAUAAUCCUUCUCCACACCCUGCUCGUCCAGCCCGCUCAUUCUCACCCGCAGCCCUGCCACAUCCUAGCGCGGAUAGGACACACAGUGCGCCUGGGUGCCCUCCUGCCUCCCCGUCAGUCGGUCCGGGUGCGGGCGGCUCUCCACCGCGCCCUCAGCGGUCUCGCCGAAAGCGGCAACAACUUUCUUCCGUACAACUUAAGCCUGGACGUGGUGGCUCGGGAAGCACCGAGCGGAGACCCCGAGUCGCUCUUCAGGUGUGUGUGUCAGGAUAUAGUGGUCCAGGGGGUCUCGGCUGUGCUCGCCUUCCCUCAGACGCAGGAGGAAAUAGUACAAAUGGAAUUUAUGUCCUCUUUUUUGGAAAUUCCUUUUAUAAGCAUCAUUGAGCACGGAGAACCCAUCAAAACUCAGAAUCGUUUCCACUUGCAGAUGACAACACGUAUGCCCCCUUCCGUGCUGGUGGAGCUGCUUCUAGAUGUUCUGCAGCGCAGUGGCUGGGAAGAGAGUAUGGCAGUGCUUUGCCAAGGCUGGGAGGACGCUGGUCUUCUGGAUCUCCUGGAACUUCAAAGCCGCUCUGGCUGGGGACCCUCACACUGGCAACUUCGAUCCGCCCUGAACCUCUCCCACAGCAUACCUCACAUUGCCAACAUUUCUGACUUCCUCUCUGAGCACUUUAAUCAGGACCAUCCUCCUCCUGCCUCGGUCCUACUUUUUGGGGCCGACCCGGAGUGUGCCUCUUCUGUUCUGCGCAGUGCGCAUGACCUGGGGUUGACAUUACCCACUGUACAUUGGAUUAUGGGACAUCCUUUAAGCCCAGACACCCUUCAUUCUAUUGGCCUGCCUUUAGGACUGCUGGCUUAUGGAGAGGUCGACCGCAAACCACUAGACCUCUACAUUCAUGAUGCCCUGCAGUUGGUCAACCGAGCUGUUAGCGCAGCAACGGUCGUACGGCCUGAUCUAGCCCUCAUCCAAAAUAUGGUAAACUGUUUUGACAAACCCAACAAACACGAGCUGCCCUCAUCAGGACAGUACAUUGCCAGGUUCCUCUCUAAUACGUCCUUUGUAGGGUUGACUGGCCCUGUCAGCGUUCAACGCAACCUUUCUCGUGUACACACCUCUCAGAGGGUCCACAUUUGGAGUCUGCGGCGGGAUGCCAUCGGUCAGCCCACUUGGGUGACUGUUGGCAGCUGGGAAGGCGGUAGGUUGGAUGUAGAGGAGCAGGGAUUGUGGCAAGGGUCAUCCCCUCGGCAGCGCACAGAGGGCCAGUUGGGCAGGGAAGGUCGUAGAUGGCGGGCUGGCUUUCCUGUGUUGGGGAGUCGCGUGCGUGUGGUCACUCUGGUGGAGCACCCGUUCGUGUUCACUCGAGAGGUAGAUGAGGAUGGGAACUGUCCCGCUGGGCAAUACUGUCUGGAUGCAGGGACAAACAGCUCGGUAACCCUGGACCACUUGUAUUCCGAGCGGGCUCAAGGCAACAGCAGCUUCUUGCCACCGGAUUACAGCAAGUGUUGCUAUGGAUACUGCAUUGAUCUACUGGAGAAGCUGGCAGAAGACAUGAACUUCAAGUUUGACCUGUACAUAGUUGGCGACGGAAAAUAUGGUGCACUCAAGGGUGGGCAGUGGACGGGGCUGGUGGGCGACCUGCUGAGCGGGGUUGCCGAUAUGGCUGUCACCAGCUUCAGCAUCAACUCGGCUCGCAGUAAAGUGAUUGACUUUACCAGUCCAUUUUUUUCAACAAGUUUGGGAAUACUGGUGCGCAGUAAAGACACAGCUGCACCUAUUGGAGCAUUCAUGUGGCCAUUGCACUGGUCUAUGUGGAUGGGCAUCUUUGUAGCACUGCAUAUUACAGCGCUCUUCCUCACCCUCUACGAAUGGAAGAGUCCCUUCGGCAUGACGCCUCAUGGACGUAACCGUGUGAAGGUCUUCUCCUAUUCCUCAGCCCUCAACCUCUGCUACGCCAUCCUCUUUGGCCGAACAGUCUCUAGUAAGACGCCCAAGUGUUGGACUGGACGUUUUCUGAUGAACCUGUGGGCCAUAUUUUGCUUGCUGGUUUUGUCCAGUUACACAGCAAAUCUGGCUGCAGUCAUGGUUGGGGAAAAGACCUUUGAAGAGCUCUCUGGAGUACAUGAUGCCAAGCUUCAUCACCCAUCUCAGGGAUUCCGAUUUGGCACUGUUCGGGAAAGCAGUGCAGAGGAUUACAUGAAAAAGAGUUUUCCUGAGAUGCACGAGUAUAUGCGGAAAUUCAAUGAGCCCACCACACCUGAUGGGGUCGCCACUCUCAAGACAGAUCCGCCUCAACUUGAUGCUUUUAUCAUGGACAAAGCCCUGCUGGACUAUGAGGUGUCCAUUGAUGCCGACUGCAAGCUGCUGACAGUUGGCAAACCCUUUGCUAUAGAAGGUUAUGGCAUUGGACUGCCCCAGAACUCGCCACUCACCUCCAACAUAUCUGAAUUCAUCAGCCGUUACAAGUCAGAUGGCUACAUGGACAUGCUGCAUGACAAGUGGUACAAGGUUGUGCCGUGCGGAAAGAGAGUCUUUGCUGUUACAGAGACGCUGCAGAUGGGCAUUCGGCACUUCUCAGGGUUGUUUCUGUUGCUUUGUGUGGGUGUGACCGGGGCCUUACUCACUCUGGCUGGAGAACAUGCCUUCUAUCGCCUGGUUCUGCCACAUAUCCGCCGCAAACAGAAGUUCAAAUACUGGCUUCACACCAGUCAGAAGAUCCACAGAGCACUGAACAUGACUUAUGAGGAUGUGAAACGGCAGCGGGCGAACACAGAGAAAAGUUGUAACAUCCAGAAAGCCCAACCGCAUCCGCCUCCUCCAGCCGCUCCCCUCGGAUCCUUUGCCAAAUGGAACAACGAAAGCACCAAGGCAGAAGAGGAGCCCAAAGACAACAAGAGAGUCCAUUUCAACCUGGAAACUCUCAACACACGCCGACUCCUCACCCGUGUCAUGACGGAAGGGGGUCAGGCCAGCUCUUCAUCCGCAUUGAGCUCUGGGACUGGGAGUUUAUUGGCGAGAGUGUGUGAAAACGGUGGGCCAACCUCCUCGGUGAGAUCCUCGAGCCCCUCAAGAGACGGCGAGCUUGAAGAACUCCAGGUGAAGAUUGAGGAAAUCCGUGGGCAUUUGAAAGCCGCUCUGGCUCGUAGGGCGGAGCUUCAGACUACACUGGCUAAAGAACGAGCGGCUGUCGCCACGGCGACCACAGUAGCUCCGCCCACAGUAACGGCCACCAUUUGUCCCGCACUCACCAAAGAGCCAGCAGAUUUAAAAAGGUGAUGCUCACAAUGUUUGAAAAAAAAAAAAAAAAAA
Pimephales promelas (fathead minnow) is the source of this 3511-nucleotide messenger RNA. RefSeq names its product glutamate receptor, ionotropic, N-methyl-D-aspartate 3Bb (gene grin3bb). Gene Ontology annotation, molecular function: signaling receptor activity; ligand-gated monoatomic ion channel activity. Gene Ontology annotation, cellular component: membrane. The record is from RefSeq and is a predicted model, not a curated record. Gene Ontology annotation, biological process: monoatomic ion transport. NCBI's taxonomy places the organism in Eukaryota, Metazoa, Chordata, Actinopteri, Cypriniformes, Leuciscidae.